Molecule: messenger RNA, 1177 nt
Organism: Vigna unguiculata (cowpea)
Lineage: Eukaryota; Viridiplantae; Streptophyta; Magnoliopsida; Fabales; Fabaceae
Product: peroxidase 4-like
Biological process (GO): hydrogen peroxide catabolic process; response to oxidative stress
Molecular function (GO): peroxidase activity; heme binding
Source: RefSeq, a predicted model, not a curated record
GCACAGUUUCUGAACUUCAUCACACAAAAACAUGGCACCUUCUUCUUUCUCUUCAUCAGCUAACAUUGUUGCAUCAGCUGUGUUAUUACUGCUUCUUACUGCAGGAACAUCCUCGGCUAACCUCUCAAACAACUUCUAUUCUAAGACAUGUCCCAAUGUUUUCAACACAGUCAAAUCUGUCGUUAAAUCUGCUGUGGCCAAAGAACCUCGCAUUGGAGCAUCUAUUCUUCGCCUCUUCUUCCAUGAUUGCUUUGUUAAUGGUUGUGAUGGGUCAUUACUGCUUGAUGACACUCCAUCAUUUUUGGGAGAGAAAACUGCAGCUGCUAACAACAAUUCAGUGAGAGGUUUUGAAGUAAUCGAUAACAUCAAAUCUAGGGUGGAGAAUCUGUGUCCUGGUGUUGUCUCGUGUGCUGAUAUCUUGGCCAUUGCUUCUCGUGAUUCUGUUGUCCUUCUUGGAGGGCCAUUUUGGAAAGUGAAGGUUGGAAGAAGGGAUUCUAGAACAGCAAAUUUCAGUGCUGCUAACACUGGUGUUAUUCCACCUCCUACCUCUAAUCUCACCAAUCUUAUUAACACGUUUCAAGCUCAAGGACUCUCUGCUAAAGACAUGGUUGCCUUAUCUGGAGCUCACACAAUCGGAAAAGCGAGAUGUACUAGUUUUAGAGAUCAUAUAUACAAUGGAACUAACAUUGACAGAAAAUUUGCACUGGCGAGACAGAGAAAGUGUCCAAGAACUAAUGGCACAGGAGACAAUAACCUAGCAGUUCUAGACUUGAGAACUCCGAAGCAUUUUGAUAACAACUACUUCAAGAACCUCCUGAACAAAAAGGGAUUACUGAAUUCUGAUCAGGUGCUUUUCAAUGGUGGAUCCACUGAUUCACUGGUCAGAACUUACAGUGAGAAUAACAAGGUCUUUGAUUCUGACUUUGUUACAGCAAUGAUCAAGAUGGGAGAUAACAAACCCUUAACUGGGUCACGAGGAGAGAUUAGGAAGAACUGCAGGAGAGUGAAUUAAAUACGCAUAAAUUUGUUUGAGUUGAUAAAGGAUUUCUGGUGAAUUGGGAAAUUGUAAUCUGGUUUGUUUAACUCAACUUAAAUUGUGAUGUACUGUGGAAUAAAUUGUAAUCUUUGCCUUUUUUACAAAGUGAAAUGCACCUUGUUGAGUGAUUUCUCGGACAAA